Molecule: messenger RNA, 1344 nt
Organism: Protobothrops mucrosquamatus (brown spotted pit viper)
Lineage: Eukaryota; Metazoa; Chordata; Lepidosauria; Squamata; Viperidae
Gene: FAM222A
Product: family with sequence similarity 222 member A
Exons: 2
Coding region: 1-1344 (447 amino acids)
Source: RefSeq, a predicted model, not a curated record
AUGUUGGCCUGCCUGCAGAGGACCCAGAACCCACCGAGGCAGCCUCUGGGUUGUCCGAAUAAGGCCCUGGAGCCACGCAAGGGUGAAGCCAUGGCUCCCGUCCGCUCUCCACGAUACCCCAGCCCGGCUGAGCUCGACGCUUAUGCGCAGAAGGUGGCAAACAACCCUCUCACCAUCAAGAUCUUCCCCACCAACAUCAGGGUCCCCCAGCACAAGCACCUUAACCGGACGGUGAACGGGUAUGACACGAUGGGCCAGCGCUACAGCCCCUACCCUCUGCACGCCAGCAGCUACCAGGGCCUCCUGGCCAUCGUGAAGGCGUCCUCCGGCAAAGGGGCCGUGAAGAGCGCCGAGGGCAAGCGCACUAAGAUGUCCCCUGCCCACCUGGCUGUAGCCCCCUACUCAGUGAUGAGCACUUUAGCCCCCGGGCCGUCCUGCACAGCCCAGCUGAACUAUCCUGGUGGCCAGAAGCAGAUGGAGGCGCCCGUCCCGCCCAACGUCACGGUGGCCGCCUCGGUCGUCCCGCACGCCGGCCGGAGCUUGGUGCUGCCCCAGGCCAACCUGCCCUCCAUCCAGAACAUUAUUUUUCAGAUCAAUCAGCAGUGCCAGGCUCAGGCCGGCCAGCAGGUGUGCCAGGGGGUGGUGGUGACCAGCCCCAGCCCGGCCAAGCAUGGCGCCGCGGGCAGCUUCACCACUAUGGCUGCGGUGGGGGCAGCAGUGGCUUACGCGGGGGCCGUGUUGCCGGAUUGUCGGAAGGGUGCUGAGCUGGUGACUGGCUCCAACCUGGGCAGUGGCCUGGUGGGACCCAAGCCGGGUCUUUACCCGGACGGCAUGGAUUAUCUGCUGUGGCAGCAGAAGCAGCAGCCGCUGCGGAUGUACAGUGCGGGCAGCGGGGGGGCCGUCAGCAAGUCGCCCGAGGUGUGUGCCGGGGUCUUGCGUGCCCACCCCAUGACCGGUGCCACCGCCGUGGACAAAGUGAGCUGUUCACCGUUGAACUGCGUGGGCGUGCAGGGAAAUUUCUCGGUGGGGCAGUACUUCGCCCCUGCUUGGAACAGCGUCUUGGUUACGCCCAACAGCAGCGACUGCUUCAAUCCCCAGGAGCUGCCCACCGGGGCCCGGGACCUGGGCCUGCACCCCUCGGAGGGGCUCCCCAGUCUGCCCAGCAAGGCGGUUUGCAACACCUCCGUCCUCAGCAGCAGCCUGCAGUCCCUGGAGUACCUGAUCAACGACAUCCACCCGCCGUGCAUCAAGGAGCAGAUGCUGGGCAAGGGCUACGAGACGGUCUCGGUGCCCCGCCUCCUGGACCACCAGCAUGCCCACAUACGCCUGCCUGUCUACAGAUAA